UUGCUGUGCAGGGGGGGGGGGUAUUGUGCAAGUGCUGGUGCUGGCUGGCUGGCUGGAAGAGUGGGCUGGCGGAGCUGGUGAUGUUAUAUAGAGCUCCGCCCCUCUUGUCUGAAAGGCUUGCUUGUUGCAACGUGGGUUCUGCGCUGCCAGUGUCCAGAGUCAGACUUGCUCAACAGUGUAUGCGCUUCUAAGUUGUGCACUGUUCGUGUCUGAGAGGGCGUACAUCUGUGGCAUGUCGAAGAGGGACGUGAGAGAUCACACCGGGGUGGGAUGUGAAAAACCUUGAUCCUGUUGCAGUCCCGUUGCAGCUGGUACAAGAAGAAUCGUCGGUCUAGAGACUGGUCAGAUCGGAAGGUGGCUGGGUCGUUGUGUGGGGGGUUGUGGUCACUGUGGUGGGGAGGGGGGGGGGGGGGGUAACUAGCUGCAACAUUGAACCGGUUCCCAGAUUAUCUCAUACUUUCAGUAGAUUUGUAACGUACAGACAGAGCUGGCCGAGGAGCAGGUGCGGGAGGACGUAAAAGGUCUGCGUUUGUUGCAACGUUAGCCGUCUCGCUGGAAACACAGGUUCAAUGCGAGGAUGUCCUGCCGCGGCAAUGUUGGGACAGUCCCAGCUAUUCCGGUACAAUUCCUAAGCAACAGCCAGCCUUACUAGCGGUGCAGGGGGUGUAUAAUCCCAGCACUACCUGGCUGGAGAUGGCGAACAACAUCAGCAGAGGGGGUUUUGGUCACGGAAGUUCCAAUGUCAUGCUUGUGCGCAACGAGAGCUCCACCGACACCUUAGUUGCCAUGCUCGCUUCCUGCUCUCCUGCUGCACUGCAAGUUCAACGUGGUGGUGGAGGGUUGGAGGAUGCGUUGGUUAGCAGUGGACAGAAGCGCUCCUUCUUCCCCACGUUCGAAGCCUCAGGAGAGGACGCAGGAGACGAGGAUCUGGGAGACGACUGCACACACAAUGUGGAGAAGAAGAGGAGGCUAACGUUCGAUCAGGUCAGGUCGCUGGAGCGGAACUUCGAGGUUGAAAACAAGCUUGAGCCGGAGCGCAAAAUGCAGCUUGCCAAGGAGCUCGGGCUGCAGCCGCGGCAGGUGGCAGUGUGGUUCCAGAAUCGUCGCGCUCGGUGGAAGACCAAGCAGUUAGAGCGUGAUUAUGAGGUGCUCACCUCGGAUUACAACCGGCUAAAAAGCGAAUUUGAGGCCGUGUUGCAGGAAAAGCAAGAGCUCCAGGGCGAGAUUGAGUGUCUGACGGGGAAAUUGCAAAUAUCUUCUCAACCUGGCCCGGUUGAUGGUGCACCAGAAAAGCCUUCCAAGAGAUUGUCGAAAGCAGUGCCUUCUCAGCUUUCGCCUCCGAAGACGUCAUCUGAGGCGUGUGUGAAGUCAGAAAGGAAGCCCAGUGACCCUAACGCCAGCAGCAACGACGACAAGGAGGAAGGUUCCAGGGCUACUAGCUCGGACAGCAUUUCCAGCGAGAUCCUAGACGCUGACAGCCCUCGCACGACGGAAAAGUUUAACACCGAUCUUGCUGCGGAGGUGCCGCUGGACUCCAACAUUAUACACGUAAGUGAUCACCUCUGUGACCACAUGCUGUAUCCACAAGCUUGUCAACGAAUUUCUGUGAAGCUAGAGGAUGGCUCGUUUCGAGACGAAUCUUGUAAUUACAUCCUGUCGCAGUUGGACGAGGAAAGGGGUCUACCCUGGUGGGACUGGCCUUGAGCAGUUCCUGCAGCUCUUUGGGAGAAUUGUCCAUUCUUUGAACCCAAUUGUUGUGCGUCUCGACCAUCGCCGGCCAAAUCGAUUUGUCCAAUCUGGUGGCGACUCAGAAGCAGUGCUGAGAUUCUUGAUCUAUAAAUUGCUGCCGGAUCCUCUGCAUUAUUCUUACAGUCUACAUGUCAUAUAUCAUAUACUAGACAAACCAGGUUCUGCUGUUGUAAGUCAUUUCGAUGAUGCUAGACUGGGAGUCCGAAAUGAUGCAACAUCAAACCAAAUAAAUUUUUGCUCCUGAAGACAAUGCCAACCAGCCAUAAAUACCAGCGGCUAUAGUUUUUACUGAAAAUAAGGAAUGGACGGAUCUGCAGUGUCAGAUUUGUGUCCGUGCUUGUAACUUAUUACGGAUUUGAGAUGGGCUCCAAAUACAUUAUUUAUCCUUGCCAGCUUAGAUGAACUUGAACAUCUGUGUACUCUUGAAGAGAAUAAGCUCGGCUUCCCUUGAGCCUUCAGAACAAGAGAUGUAGACUUGUAAAUUUGCAAGCGUUAUUGGUUCGAAACAUGAACGUGAAUCUGGGUGGCUGCAUUUGGUAUAAUAAAUAUUCUUUACUCAA
Messenger RNA from Physcomitrium patens, 2309 nucleotides. Its product is annotated as homeobox-leucine zipper protein HAT5. Gene Ontology annotation, biological process: positive regulation of DNA-templated transcription. Gene Ontology annotation, cellular component: nucleus. Gene Ontology annotation, molecular function: DNA-binding transcription factor activity, RNA polymerase II-specific; sequence-specific DNA binding. Lineage: Eukaryota; Viridiplantae; Streptophyta; Bryopsida; Funariales; Funariaceae. The record is from RefSeq and is a predicted model, not a curated record.